AAAAAAAAAAAAAAAGAUUAAAAAAAAAAAAGAGGAAGCCACCACCAGAGGAGGUUACGGUUACCGGCGCUAUGGACCCCAGCGACGACGUCGGACACCCAGAACUGUUUUACGUACCCAUUCCUGAUGCAGCCCCGAGCAAGAAGGAGCAGGAGAAACUUUCCGGGGUGGUUAAAAAUGUCCACAGAAAGCUGCGCAGGAAAUACAGAGAAGUGGGCGACUUUGACAAGAUCUGGCGUGAGCACUGCAAGGACGAGCAGACGCUGAGCGAGUACGCCCUUGCCAUGAAGAACCUGGCAGACAACCAUUGGGCCGUCAACUGUGAAGGGGAGGGCCGCAUCGAUUGGUGUCGCAGUGUCUGCCAAGAAUACUUCCUGGAUGGUGGCAUGAAGAGAAUGUUGGAAAAGGAUGAGAAAAGUGCAUCUUUCUCUCUCUCCACGGGGCUGACUGCAGCGUCUGCAAGUGCUCAGCUAUCCGGCGCUGUACUAAGUCCGCUGACUCAGGUGGGGAAGAUGCGCCUCCUGGACGUGGGCAGCUGCUUCAACCCCUUCAUGAAGUUUGACGAGUUCCUCACAGUCGGUAUCGACAUCGUGCCUGCGGUCGAGAGUGUGUACAAGUGCGACUUCCUCAACCUUCAGCUGCAGCGGCCUCUCCAGCUGGCGGGCGACUCCGUGGAGGCCUUCCUGCGGCAGCUACACAACCCCAUCGACGCCUUGCCAGCGCAACUCUUUCACGUGGUGGUCUUCUCCCUGCUCCUGUCCUACUUCCCCUCGCCGUACCAGCGCUGGAUAUGCUGCAAGAAGGCCCACGAGCUGCUGGAGCUGCACGGCCUGCUGCUCAUCAUCACGCCCGACUCCUCCCACCAGAACCGCCACGCCCUCAUGAUGCGCAGCUGGCGCGUGGCGGUGGAGUCUCUGGGCUUCAAGCGCUACAAGUACGUCAAGUACUCCCACAUGCACCUCAUCGCCUUCCGGAAGGUGUCGCUCGCCACCACCAGCGACCUGGUGUCGCGCAACUACCCCGAGAUGCUCUACAUCCCUCAGGACUUCCACUCCAACGAGGAGGAGGAGGGCGCCGACGUGCCCUCGCAGGCCCGCUCCGACUUCGAGGACGACCAGGUGGCCUGGGGCUUCACCGAGCUCCCAGACCCCUACGACUCUGAUUCCGGGGAGAGCCAGAGCGGUUCUGUACCCGGCUUCCAGGAGCUGGAGGACCCCAUCCUGCUCCAGAGCUAGGUUCCUGCCAACGCACCCUUCACUCCUCUCUUGGGAACUGCUGUCCCCCCUUCGACUGCUGCGCUGCCAAACUUAACCUGCUGCAUUCUCCUCCUCCUCCAAACGAUGCGGUUUGCACAGUGUGAAAGAGAGACGUUUACACAUUAUUUUCUCAUAACACUCUUUCGACAUAUUUUUUGAUAAAUGGUUAACGUGUUUUGUAAGUCAGUAACAAGGUGAACCCAAGCUUCCGCCGCCCAAGCGCAGACGUCAGCGUGUGUGCAUGCUGAACAUGUCAAAGUCUCCAAAAGCGUGACGGGUGUUUUAAUGUGUUGAACAAGCGGACUCAGGUGGGCUAGCUUUGAAAAUACGAAAUUUUUUUGGAAAUAGAAAUGGUGUUGUUCAGUGUUGUGUGUUUUUAACUCCCUCUUAAGGAUGUAUGCAUCCUUAACAACAACAAUGUAGUAUUUGUAGCAUUUUAGGACCAUCUGACUGGAGUAUUCUACUAAUGUGACUUAAGUGUGUUACUCAUGGUGUCAACAAGGUACUAACGUUUCAAAGUAUUUUUUAAAACCCUUCCUUGUAUAUAAUAACACUGAUUUAGUUCCGAUACAUUUGGGGAGGGGGGGGUUCUAAUACAUUGAAUGAUACAAACAAGCCAAAAGGCUGUAGUCGAACCCUUUGAAGAGUCCUGUUAAAACUUUGACUGUAUUCUGGUCCUCAAACAGAAAACUCACCCUAACUGGAAAGAUUUGCACAUGUCGGACCUCUGAAACAGGCGAGAGGCAUUUUUAUAUAAGCAAUAGUUGAUGAUGAUGCUGCGAAAGUUUUUAAGCUAAUUGCCGAUGACACGUCUGUUCGUUUUGCGGGUGUGAAUGACGGCGUACUGGCACUUUAUCACUGAUCCCAAAGGGUGUUGCAUCAUUGACUUGUUUUCUUACGAAAGUUUAACAACCAGCACAAUGAAAGCGGCACGUCACCCAAAAUAUUUCCUCCCCACCGCUCUUCCAUCCCUAUUAACUAAAAGGAACACUUGCAUCCUCUAGCAAAUGGACCGGACAUCCCACAACAAACCGUUAUUAUUGUCAUAUUAAGGAUUAACAGGAGAUUUGCCUGUGCUAAGACUACAAUACAUGUUCAUAUCUCUUCUGUUUCAUUAGAGCAUCACUCGCGUUCAGUGGUCGUGUAAUAGAGUGAUGCAGUAGUCUUCCAAGGUGUUCCUUUUGGCUCAUUUGCAUGGUUCAUCUUUCAUUGUCAAACCAGUUCAAUAGUGCAGAACAAUGUGUGCUUCUUGUAUGGUUGUAUGCUUGUUUUAUAAAUGAAUGUAAAUGGAA
Nerophis ophidion (straightnose pipefish) is the source of this 2548-nucleotide messenger RNA. Its product is annotated as S-adenosylmethionine sensor upstream of mTORC1-like. The record is from RefSeq and is a predicted model, not a curated record. Gene Ontology annotation, biological process: negative regulation of TORC1 signaling. Bases 72 to 1235 code for a protein of 387 amino acids. The transcript is spliced from 5 exons. Lineage: Eukaryota; Metazoa; Chordata; Actinopteri; Syngnathiformes; Syngnathidae.